AUGGCUGAUAGUAAAUGGGGUCGAAAGCGAACAGGAGAAGGUGGUCGAGUAUAUCUUUUUUGGAAAGAAGAAUUGCACAUUAAUAAACUUGAUAACAUCGAAAAAAAUGUCUCUAUUAGGAUUUGUAACCUUCAAGUACAACAUCAUUUAUCUGUUGCAAAUCAUAUACUUACAGGAGGAAACAACAUAAAUUCUCUUAAUAUAAGUUAUAAAAUAAGCACUUUUAAGAAAACAAUUGAUUUAGAUGAUGAUGAGUUAGAUUAUGAAGGAUUGGCAUUAUUAUUUGAUGAAUCAAACAAAGAUACCCUUGUGGAAAAUAUUAAUGAAAAAGUACUUGAACAAAAAAAUGAUCAACAAAGAAAUAUUGAUGUAAGCAUCGCUGAAGCCUUUUAUAAAUAUCAAAAGAUAAUUUUGAAAAUCUGUAGAGUUUUCACUCCCACAUAUUUGAAAAUUCUCGACUAA
Molecule: messenger RNA, 462 nt
Organism: Diversispora eburnea
Lineage: Eukaryota; Fungi; Glomeromycota; Glomeromycetes; Diversisporales; Diversisporaceae
Source: the annotation of a GenBank genome assembly